AUGGGAGUUAUGUGUUCAAAACCGGGUGGUGGUACAUCCCAGUAUAGGGAUGGUUUGCGUCGAUAUGAUUUGUGUGGUCGACGUUCUCGUGAACGAUCACGGGAACGGUCACGAUCGCGGGAUUUAAAAACAUGGGUUAAGUCGGUAUUCUCCCAAUUACCAACGGAAACGAAUAAUAACAAUAAUUCAGUAGCUAGUCCCGGAAUUGCAGAUAAACCCAAGGCAAAGAGAUCAUUACGGAGUAGAUCUACAAAUGAACGACCACAACAAGUAACCGCUGUCGUGAAUUUAGAUAGCGAUGAUGAAGAUGAUAAAUCGAAGCAAAAGAAAUCGACAGCUAUGCCAUCCAAUAUCUGUAUUACUACUGAAAAUUGGAUUGAUUUAUACGCUCCCAAGAAGACUGAAGAUUUGGCGGUACAUCCAAAAAAGAUACAAGAAUUCGAACAGUGGCUGAAACAUUGCGAAAUUAUGAAAAAGAAAAAACGACCAGCUCAAUUGUGUUUGUUGACCGGACCUUCGGGCUGUGGCAAAACAGCUGCUGUACAAGUUCUAGCCAAAGAUACGGGUUAUACCAUUCAGGAAUGGACCAAUCCCAUUGAUCAAGAAAUGAUUUAUAAUUUGGGUGAUCAAGUGUAUGGAGAAUCGAAUUUUACAAGUUCACAAGUUGAUACGUUUAAGGCUUUUCUUUUUAAAGCUUCACGCUAUAGAUCACUCUUGGAGAUGGCCGGUAACGAUAAGCGUUUAUUGCUUGUAGAAGAUUUUCCAAAUUUUCUGUUAAGGGAUCCCACAGCACUUGAAGCGAUACUUGAUGAUUAUGCCAUCUAUGGUAAAGCCCCUCUUGUAUUCAUUGUAACAGACACCAAAAGACGUGGUCUAAAUUUAAGCUACAACAUAUUCAAUGAUCAGCUGAAACAGAAAUUUCUCAUCAACCACAUCAGUCUGAAUCCAGUGGCCACAACAUUAAUGCAAACAGCCAUGAAACGUUUCUGUACGUUAAUGCGUCAACCACCAUACAAUGAUCUGUAUCGUCCACCCUCAACAGAAUUAAUGGAUUCAAUAAUACUAUCUGCCCAGGGUGACAUACGAAAUGCUCUGAUUAAUUUACAUUUUUCAUCGCUGAAAGGUGCACCACAAUUGUUGACCAAACCGGUGGAAUGCACACAAGAAUCCUCACAGGACAACAGUAAAAAGACAUCGAGAAAACGAAAACAUCAAUCCACACUAAAGUCAGUGGGUCGAGAUGAAUCUGUAACCAUGAUGCAUGCAUUGGGUAGGAUAUUUAAUCCGAAAUUUACCGAAUCCAAUGUUUUACUCCAUUCUCCUGCAGAUAUUGCACAGGCUUUUGUCACCGAACCCAAGAAAUUUGUCGAUUUUAUACACGCCAAUUAUUUGCCACAUUUCUCAGAUAUUGAACAUGUGGUCGAUGCUGUCAAUGGUCUUAGUUUAUGCGAUUUAAUUUUAAAUGAAUAUCGUGAAGAUGCCUUAGCUUUAAGUGGUCUCGAUUUGGCUGUACGUAAUGUAAUGCUAUCAAAUAAAAAUCCAGUAUCAGGAUGGAUGCCAGUUAAAGGUCCCAAGCGGCUAAACACAGAUAGUACCAUUCCAGCAAAAGAUAAUAAAUUUUUGCCAGCACAUCAUAAUAUAUCGAAGAGUCAAUAUGCUAUGGAAUAUAAAACAUUUGUAAAUAUAGCAUCGGCUGGAAAAUAA
Molecule: messenger RNA, 1704 nt
Organism: Musca vetustissima
Lineage: Eukaryota; Metazoa; Arthropoda; Insecta; Diptera; Muscidae
Gene: Rad17
Product: cell cycle checkpoint protein RAD17
Exons: 4
Coding region: 1-1704 (567 amino acids)
Biological process (GO): DNA repair; DNA damage checkpoint signaling; mitotic DNA replication checkpoint signaling
Molecular function (GO): chromatin binding
Source: RefSeq, a predicted model, not a curated record